Molecule: messenger RNA, 1810 nt
Organism: Drosophila mojavensis
Lineage: Eukaryota; Metazoa; Arthropoda; Insecta; Diptera; Drosophilidae
Product: tumor protein D52
Exons: 6
Coding region: 274-1368 (364 amino acids)
Cellular component (GO): cytoplasm
Source: RefSeq, a predicted model, not a curated record
CAGAGAACGCGCUUUAGUUAUGUUUUGGUAGUGGAAAAAGGGGAAAACGCUUUUCAAACAUGAAUCUGUAGAAAGACUAUGGGUAAAAGCAGAAGAACCGAAACAAAGCAAACAAAAUACAAAACAAAUCUGUUCGGAGCGCUCGCUUUGAAAUGUACGCCGCCACGUUCCAAUUAGAAAGUGCUCGCUGUUUCUGCUGAACAUGAGAUAAACCACACAGAGACUGAGCGUGUGUGAGAGAGAAAGAGAGAGAGAGCCAGAGAGGGAUACAGUAUGGGAAGCGAAUCGGAGCCUGUCAGCUUGGAGUUCAUCGAGGAUUCUUAUUUGCCCCGCAUCGAUGACAUCACCACGACCCCCUCACUCGAUGAACUGGAAAUAGCAGCAGACACUGAAACUGAUUGGUUCAAUGAAACGGCCGAGCAUUAUCUACGCAAUUUGACACUCGACGAGAUCUUCUAUGAUGUCGAUUCAGAUUAUGCCAAUACGCUUGAACUGCAAGCCGUCGAAACGGAAUUCAUGGCAGCCAAGCUGUCCAAUCAGACGCCUUCGUCUUCUCUUGCGAAACGUUUCCGUCUAAAGUUCUUAACGAAGCGUACAAUGCGCGAUGUUAAGGUCACGUUUAUAGACUUCUCGAAGCCCUAUCUGGCAAAAAUAUCAAACAGCGAUAACUAUAAACGAUUUCUGACUAUAGGUCCUAGCGUUGCUAAAGAUAAUAGCGCCCAUUUGUCGGAACCAGUAUCGCCAGCAGCGUCUGUAGCAUCUGCAGAGAUUGCAGCUGAAUUUGCUGCGCUCACCGUUGAAGAGAAGGAACAGAGACGCGCUGAAUGGAGUCAGGAGCUGGCACGUGUUGAGGAAGAGAUCAAUACGCUGCGCACGGUGCUGGCCUCCAAGACGCGCCAUGCUUCAGACUUGAAGCGUAAACUGGGUAUUACCGUCUGGAAGGAGCUAACAGACGAUGUCAAUCAGGGCGUUAAGAAUCUGAAAGAGAGUCAUGUUUACCAAUCAGUGGAACAGAGUGUGGGCAACAUAUCAAAAGCUGUGCAUGAAGCACCACUUUUCCAACGCACGGAAUCGGUUUUGAAGACAACGGGUGAGAAAACGGCAUCGGUAUUUGGCAGCAUUACGAGCGGCAUUACGUCGAAACUCUCACAAAUGAAAAAUUCUGAGUCGAUGCGUUCUAUUGAAGCCUCUGUUGGCACUGCCUAUGAGAACGUUAAAGUAAGCUAUGAACAGAACAAUUUUUUGUGCCAAUCUAAUGCGACGAAGGUGACAUCGCGUUCGGGUUCGGUAUCCAGUUUCCCAGAUGCUUUAGAUGAGAACAAUUCAUCAUCGGGAUUGAAUUCACCUACAGACUCUCUAACAAAAUAAAAAAAAAUAAGCCAACACAACACGAGCUGCGUAAAAUAAUCAAAAGAAAAAAAAAAAAUAAUAAUAAACAAACAAAAAAUAAAAUAUAUACAAAAUUACACACAGACACACACAUACACAAACAAACAUACAUAAAUAACACUUAAAUACAUUUAUACACGUAACACGAAAAACGGAAUUUAGUUAUUUAUAAAUGAAUACUGUGUGUUAUUAAUAUUACUAUACUAUUAUACUAUUUAAAUGUAUGUUUCAUAAAUUUAACAAACUUUGUUGCUAGCAUACAUACAUACAUAUAUAAUAUAUAUAUGCAUGUGCGUGUGUGCUUUGCAUUCAAUUCAUAAAUUGUUUUGGCUUUAAUCAAAUGGAACAGUUCAUAAAACUUUUAGAAUUCUUUAUGCAUAAAUUUAUACAAACAUAUAAAUGUAACUAAGUGUCUGCUUUA